AUGCCAACUUCUCAGACUUCAGUUAUGGUACCUGUUUUUACACUUGUUUUGGCAACCCUAAUAGUUAUUAGAAUAUUUUUAAUACUUAUUUCUCCUACUCCAAUGCAACUGUCUUGUUCACUUAUUAGAUUUUUUGUAACUAGCUCAUGUUUAGUAGCCUUAAUUGUUCACCCAUGGGUAGGUGCAAUUUUAUUUUUAAUUUAUGGUGGUGUAAUUUUAGUGGCUUUUGUUUAUGUGCUUGCAAUAGAUCCGUCAGAUGAAAUGAAAAUUAGGAAAAUAGAUUGACACCUUUUAAAAGUUGUUCCUCUUAUCCUGGCUGUAAGGGUAAUUCCGUUAUUUUUUGGUGGUUGAAUGGGGGAAGCUACUGAGGAGGUGGUUUUCUUAUCAAGUCCUGAUGGAUAUUUUCUCCCUCUAUUUAAUAAGUCAAAUCGUGUUUUUAUGGUUAUCAUUUUAGCAAGUUUAGCAGGAGUAAUAGCAGGGGCCUUGAAAUUAAUCUCUCCUUUACAAGGAGCCUUACGUCCUAUAACUAAUGAUGAAUUAAAGGGAAUAGGCUUAGCUGUUGACUCAAAAAACCCCAAAAAGGCUAAGAUUUUCUGGAGCUUAUAG
Molecule: messenger RNA, 606 nt
Organism: Lingula anatina
Lineage: Eukaryota; Metazoa; Brachiopoda; Lingulata; Lingulida; Lingulidae
Source: the annotation of a RefSeq genome assembly